AAAUUAUAAAUGAUUUUGAAGUUUUCGUAAACGAAUUUCAGAAAAUAAUAAUCCAGCAGCAGAAAUGAAUUCCGUUUUUAAAGAGUAAAUUAUUAUUAUAACGGUCCUAGAUAUCGUUUAAAGUAAAAAUGUGCUCCAAAACUGACGAUACUGACCAAAUAAUUGUUCAACGUUUUAAAAAAGACUAUACUGAACAGUUUUAUAUUCUUGUACGAAUGCAUUUAUCUUUUUUGUUAGAUUUGAACACUGAAGAAAAUGAUAGUGUACCUGAAAAAGGUAGAAUUAAAAAAUGGAAUUUAGUCCCUUUUUCUAAAAAGUCCAAACUUCGGAGUGUCAUAGAAGGAGCUCCUUUAACUCAAGAGGGAAUAAAUCAAAUAUUUCAAUUAAUAGAAUUUCUGAAACAAGAAGACAAUAUUAAAAGUGAAGGUAUAUUUAGACGAACUGGAUCAAUCGAAAGGCAGCAAGAAUUAAAAUAUCUCUUAAAUCAAGGAUCAUUUUUAGAUUUGGGUUCUGGGACCUACAGUGUACAUGAUUGUGCAUCAGUUCUAAAAGGAUUUUUCCAAGAUUUACCCGAUCCACUAUUGACUGAGGUUCAUUUUCCUGUAUAUUGUCAAAUAGCAGAACUAUAUGACAUCAAUAUAUCUGCAUUGCAAGAAUCAAAACUUCUGGAAGCCUUACAAUUACUUUUGUUACUUCUUCCUUCUGAAAAUAAGUUGCUUUUAAAAGAUCUCUUAGAAUUACUACAUGUUACUGCAUCAUUUGAAUCUCAUAACAGGAUGUCUCCAGACAAUUUAGCAAAACUGUUUACACCUCAUUUAUUAUGUCCAAGAAACCUCACGCCUGCAAUAUUGCUAAAAGUUUCUCAGUCUUUAUUUAGUAUUGUUAGUUUUAUGAUAAUGAAGUACAAAGAAGUAUUUAAAAUCCCCUCAAAAUUGAUAUUAGACUUCAAAGCUAAGUAUGAAAAAAAGAGAAUACUAUCACCAGUCAGACAUCUUAAUGAAUCUACAGCAGAUGUUGCAAGUACAGUUUUUACUUUUGUUGAUCGGGAAUGUACUACUAAAGAGAAUCAGUCUAACCCUACUGAGACAGCUUUAGCCCAAUUGUACGCACAUAUUCAGAGUUUACCUGAAUCUUCUAAAAAAAGGAAGUUAGUCAAACAAUUUAAUAAGGAAAAUGGACAUGGAACUCCCUUACAAACAGUGAAAAAUAGUAAAAAUAGAAGUAUAGGGGAUUCAAUUAAGAAACAUAUUUUUCAUAAACAUUUGGCUAGGAAAAAAGGUUUUCUUAUGAAGGAUUCUCCUUGUGGUACAAGUGAAAGCCCUCUAGGCUCACCUUCUCUUGUAACAAGAGCUCGUCUUUUCUGCCACCAUAACUCCAAUUCAAGCACGGACCAAAGUCAGGAUGGGCAAUGCCCCAAUCCAAAAAGGAUGAAAUCAAGUAAGAGUUGUGAAAGACUGACAAGUAAAGAAAGUGACAAUCUUCAAGGUAAGGGGAGUUUGUCUGAACCAGAAUUCAGUGACAUUGAAGAAUCUGGAGAUUGUAAUGUUUAUUUAACCAGCACGCCGGCAUGUUUUCCAUUAAAAGCAUGUGAUGUUUUUACUCCGGAUUCAAAAGAUAGGAAGUCUAUGUCACCUAUUACAAUGUCAGCACAGAGGAUGUCCAGAGCUAUGCAGGAAACAAUGAUGACUCCAAGAAGUAGAAAACCAGUAUUACUUCUGUCUGGUACCAACAUAAAUGCACUACCUAAAAUGGAACAUCCUAAUCGUUUUAUGGACAAUGUAACUGAAGAAAAAGAAAGAAUUGAUUCACCAUCUAGUUGUUUCCAAGUUAGCCUACCAUUCAAAUCAAAAAGUGAAGGAGACAUUCAAAGAAAUAAAAUUGAAGUCCCAAAAAUAAAUAAAAGUGAUACAGAAGCGAUUCUAACAGAUACUUUCAGAGAAUAUUUAAGCAAUAGAGACAUGAUAACUUUUUAUUCACCACAAGAUUCAAGUUUUUCAAGCAGAACUGACGAUUUUAAUUCUACCGACUUAGGUAAUUUGACUGAUGGCCAGUUUUCCGAUUCUUUAAUGUACUGCCUAAAUGGAAAUAAUCCAGAGGAACUUAAUGUGAUAGAAGAAGAGCAAGAAGAAAAGAAAUUGGUGCUUAAACCCAAAAAAUUUGACGAAAAUGGGAAACCUAUUAUGUUUGAAACGUCAUUUUGACAGUAAUUUUUAUUCUAAUUAUUGUUAAAAUAAUGUAGACAGAUUAUAUUUAUUUACUUUU
Messenger RNA from Psylliodes chrysocephalus, 2262 nucleotides. The record is from the annotation of a GenBank genome assembly. NCBI's taxonomy places the organism in Eukaryota, Metazoa, Arthropoda, Insecta, Coleoptera, Chrysomelidae.